GCAGGAAAGGACAAGGAAGCAUAUUAAAAGACUCUUCUCAGUGGCCAACACACUCUCUUUUCAUGCUGAUUGGUUCCUAGGAUGCUGGAGACAUAGGGACCCUGCUGGAGCAAAGAAGUAAGGGGUCUAAGCCGCCCCCGGACCCUACACCUCUGAUUGAAAACAAGGGCAGCUUUUUAGCCCCUACCCCUUCUCGGGACUUGCUGGGCUCUGGGCGCGGCGCCGCGGCAGGAACGGGCGGAGGGAGCUGAGCGAGGCAGAGCGGUUGGAGAGGCAGGCAGCAGCCGGCGGCGGCGGCGCGCCUCUGCCGCAGGAGAACUUUGCCUGGGACCGGCCAGCAGCAGCAGCAGCAGCAGCGCGGGGCGCCCGCGAUGCGCCGCUUCUCCGCGCAGGAGCCGAAGCACCCCGGGUGAGGCGAGGCGGCUGUCCGGCCGGCUGCAGGCUGUUCUCAUGGGGAGGCGGUGGGCCCAGCGGCGCAGCCCCCGAGCGCUCCCCACCGCCUUCUUUUUGCUGCCGCUGGUUCUAUACUGUGAUUCCUCAGGAGGCCUACGCUUCUCUGCUCUCCUGGAGAGAUACUGCGAAGAAUGGCCAUCCCAUCACAAUAUGACAGGUCCCUAUUGCAAUGCCACCACCGAUCAGAUCGGGACCUGCUGGCCAAAGACCAGCGCUGGGGAGCUGGUGGAGAGGCCUUGUCCGGAGUUUGUCAACGGAGUCAAGUACAACACCACGAGAAGUGUCUACCGAGAAUGCAUGGGCAAUGGGACCUGGGCCUCAAAGGUUAACUACUCCCAGUGUGAGCCUAUUCUGAUUGAAGAGACAAAGCCUGCACUCUAUUAUCAGGUUGCAAUGAUCAUCAAUUACCUGGGGCACUGCAUAUCUGUCGGGGCUCUCAUCAUCGCCUUCUUGCUGUUCCUGUGCUUGAGAAGUAUCCGAUGCCUUCGGAAUAUUAUCCACUGGAACCUGAUUACGACAUUCAUCCUGAGGAAUGUGAUGUGGUUUGUGCUCCAGAUGAUUGACCAUGACAUCCACGAAAGCAACGAGCUGUGGUGUCGCUGCAUCACGGCGAUAUUCAACUACUUUGUGGUGACCAAUUUCUUUUGGAUGUUUGUGGAAGGCUGCUACCUGCACACGGCAAUCGUGAUGACCUACUCGACAGACAAGCUGAGAAAAUGGGUUUUCCUCUUCAUAGGAUGGUGUAUCCCUUGCCCAAUUAUUAUUGCCUGGGCCGUGUGCAAGCUGCACUAUGAAAACGAACAAUGCUGGUUUGGAAAGGAAUCCGGGAAGUAUAUAGACUACAUCUAUCAAGGACCAGUGAUUCUUGUUCUGCUGAUAAACUUUGUAUUUCUGUUUAACAUAGUUAGGAUUUUAAUGACAAAACUGAGAGCUUCAACAACAUCAGAAACAAUACAGUACAGGAAGGCUGUCAAAGCAACGUUAGUCCUUCUGCCUCUUCUGGGGAUUACCUACAUGCUCUUCUUUGUUAACCCCGGGGAAGAUGAUAUCUCCCAGAUCUUUUUCAUCUACUUCAAUUCCUUCUUGCAAUCUUUUCAGGGUUUCUUUGUGUCUGUGUUUUACUGCUUCUUGAAUGGUGAGGUACGUUCUGCAGCCAGGAAAAGAUGGCAUCGCUGGCAGGACCACCACUCCCUGCGGGUGCGGGUCGCCCGGGCGAUGUCCAUCCCAACCUCCCCAACAAGGAUUAGCUUUCACAGUAUAAAACAGACUGCGGCCGUGUGACCGGGGCCACCUCCCACCAGCUGCCUGUGGAGUUCAGUUCUCUCUUGUCCUCUCUCCACCCCAUCCCCAAAAAUACUCUCUCUUCCCGAGUUCCUUUUUUUUUAACCACCACCCCCGUUCUAAUUUUCGCUACGAGGCAACUCUUGUGUGUCUUUGUGGAUAUCUUUCCGUUUCUGACUCGCUGCUGCUUUUGAGACAAGAAGGCCGAAAAGGAAAACAAGAUGUCACUGCAGAAAGAGGAGCAAAAUUACAGAAGACGAGUGUCAGCAAGAAAUCUUCCCACAUUCCCAAGACCUUAAAGACGUUGCUGCAAACAAUCCCCAAAACAGAACCGCUCCAUCUCUGCUAUCCAUCUCCUCUUCUGUUUCAUGAUUGCAGUUGGACUGUUCUACCAUGCUCCCCUUGAUGAGAUAUUCCCGGUGGUUUCAUAGUUGCCUUUUUCCUCCUUGCAUAAAGAGUUUCCCCCUGUAAUUCAACACUGCACAUCUACUCCUUUGCUCUAUCCGAGCACUAACCUCGAUCCAGAAUGAUGAUAUGAUAUUAUUUCCCAGCUGUAACAGAGGGCAUAUAUUCAUUUCAUGGAGACACUGAACUGCCACGUCGCGGAGAUUGGUUAAAUGAAGGGAAUUGUAUGGAGUUUUCUAAAGAUCUGUGCCUUUCCAAGGAAGUGUGCACAGGACUGCAGCCUAUUUUUUUUCAUCCACUACCAGCAAGCGACGGUUCUUCCCCUAGUUGUGAAUAGUCUUGAAGCCAUAGGCCACAUUCACACCACACAUUUAUUCCACUAUUAUUCCACUUCAGACAGUCAUGGCAUCCCCCAAAGAAUCUUGGGAGCUGUGGUUUGUGAAGGGUGCUGACAGUUGUUAGGAGACCCCUGUUCCCCUCACAGGGAUACAGUUCUCAGAGCAAUUUAACAGUCAGUUUCUCUUCUGAUAAAACUCUGGGAAUUGCAGCUCUGUGAGGCGGGGGGAGGAUUCUCUUAACAACUCUCAGCACCCUUCACAAAUGACACUUCCUAGGAUGCUUUGGGGGGAAGCCAUAACUGUUUAAAGUGGAAUAAUUGUGGAACAAAUGUAUGGUGUGAAUGUGGUCCUAGUCUUACAGCUCUAUGCCACUUUACAUGAGGAUGCCCCUCAACCUCUAAAGGUGUUUAAAACAACACACAUGAGCUCACAAUAGUGGCUGGGGACAAGGGUAUAAGAUUUGUGUUUCUGGGUCACUUAUGAUCCCACAGGCAAUGUCUACCACUUCAUCUUGAAGGCUUUCAUGCCGCCAGAUACCAUAUGUCAUUCAUAACAGGGACAGCUACGCAAUAUUACUGUUUUGAGUGCUCGGAGUUGGCAUUAUCCAUGCAACAGAAGCACUGCCUAGAAGACACAGAUCCAGAAAUCCCCUCCCCGGAUGCCAAUAACAGCUGUUCAUUUAUUGUACUCAGAUAAUAACCUGGGAAUCUCUCAUCCUUCAUGGUAGCCUUGCCACAUUCCCUUGCCAUCUGCAUGUGUUGCAAAAUACAGCCACAGUCGGUCCUAGCCCUCAAGAAUUUCACAUUUGUCUGUUGGCCCUUCAUGUACCUAUUUUCAUCAUUUGUGGAUCUUUGAUAGCCGGAAAGCAAAAGCAAAAAGAUCCAUCCUGAUUUGCACGUAUUUCCUCUCCUGGUCACCUGGAGGUGAAUCUCGCUUAGUGGUUUAAAAGUAUGUUCCAAUGUACAAUGGAACAUCCAAAAAGUGGAAAUGUGGGAAGCUUGAAAACUGCAUGUGGACCUUCUACAUUGUUCCUAGGGUCUUUAGAUCAGAAUUUGCCUUCCAAGCUACAUGUUGGUCCUGCUAGCAGUCAAAGCUUUGAAAUUAACAGUCUCUGUAGUACUUUUGGAGAUCUCUCUCUCCCCCAGAUUAUUUUUGCUUUUCCCUGGGAAGAGGACGAUUGAAAGAUGUCAUGGCUUCUUUUGAUGGGGGCUCAAAAAUAAGAUUUUUUUUAAAAAAGGGAAACUUUGUUCAAAAUGAUACAAAGAUUAUGAUGAUGAAGCUAUAAGGUUUGUGCUGCAUCAAGAGUUUCUAAUCGGCAUUGUGCAGUGCGGUCGACUAUCCUUGGGGGCUUUUUAUGUGACACUGAGAUAAUGUAAAUAUUUUCAAUA
Molecule: messenger RNA, 3865 nt
Organism: Rhineura floridana
Lineage: Eukaryota; Metazoa; Chordata; Lepidosauria; Squamata; Rhineuridae
Gene: CRHR2
Product: corticotropin releasing hormone receptor 2
Exons: 13
Coding region: 451-1734 (427 amino acids)
Biological process (GO): cell surface receptor signaling pathway; long-term synaptic potentiation; adenylate cyclase-modulating G protein-coupled receptor signaling pathway
Cellular component (GO): dendrite; axon terminus; plasma membrane
Molecular function (GO): corticotrophin-releasing factor receptor activity; G protein-coupled peptide receptor activity; corticotropin-releasing hormone receptor activity
Source: RefSeq, a predicted model, not a curated record